AUGGAGUCCAAUCUGUCCUGCCUGUCUUCACUGAAAGAAGAGGAGAUCCCGGUUUACGUUCAGCCGCAUUACAAGGAAUCCUACCGCCUGGCCAUUUACGCCCUGCUCUGCGGGGGCAAAGAGGCCUACGAGGAGUUCCUCCGAGCCGAGCAGAUCAGCCACUUGUUGCUGUCAGAGGAGGAGAUCUUCUUCAUCUUGGAAAAUGCAGAGUUGCCGCCGCCCCAGAGAGGCAAGGAGGGGAGACGGGUCCAGGCGCGGGCCCACCCUCCACCUCUACUCCCAACAGAGUGAGGACGGGGAAUGGAGGACCUGAGGACUGGGAACUGGGCUGGGCGCCGGCGGGGAGGGCCGGAGGACACCAGCAUCAGCCUGCUGUUUCACCCGCCCAGGCAGCCCAGGCAGGCAACCAUGCGUAUUGUUCUUCCCGCUAAAAGUGUGUCCACUCGUCUGACGUGUCUCCAGGUUAUCGCCAUAGCGAUGGACGUCUUCACUGAUGUCGACAUUUUUAAGGAGAUCAUCGGCGCGACACUGAGGGGGGUGGCGGUCUACAUCCUCCUGGACGAUUCCCACUUCAGCAGCUUCCUCGCCAUGUUGCGCAGGGUGGGCGUCUACCUCCAGGAUUUCAAGAACAUUCGUGUUCGGACAGUUCAGGGACAGCAGUACCAGUGUCAGUCUGGGGUGAAGUUUCACGGAGGUUUGGAGCAGAAGUUCAUUCUGGUAGACUGCCGAACAGUUUUGUAUGGAACUUACAGCUAUACGUGGUCGUAUGAGAAGAUCAACCUCAGCAUGGUCUUGGUGGUCACCGGUCAGCUGGUUUGCUCUUAUGACGAGGAGUUUCGAAGACUGUACGCUCGCUCCACAGUUCCUGCAGUUCUGUCCAGGGACAGGCUGCCUGUCAAAUACCUGAGAGACCCUGUAGCCUUGCAGAGCCCAAACUCCAGCCAACUUUUCCUUCAACAAAUUCACAUGAGACCCAGAGUGAUGCACGGCAUGAGAAGUGCUCAAGAUGAUAGGUUUAAUAACGCCACCAUGCUAACCAGGGGCCUGAGCAUGCAAGAGAGGCUGCAUCAGUCUCACUGUCCUGACAUGGGGUAUCUGGUGCGGGGACACAGUUAUGGCGGAGAAAUGCAGAAGUUAUCUGCCAUGACUCGGCUGAGGAUUGGGACCAACGAUGUUGGAGUACCCAUUGCGCCCGAGAGGACUGGUUCGAACCUUAGGGGGGGCAGCGAAUUGCUGCUAACAAACAGGUUGUCUCAGCAGCAGCUUCGGCAUCGCACUCGCUAUGGUGCCGACCAGAAUAUGAUACCGUUCAAUUCUGAAACAUCACUCCACAGGUGGAAGAUCGACACAUACCUUAAUGAAAGCGCUAUGCCUCUAGAUACGUCGUGUGAUGCGAUAUCCCCCAUGAUAUCCCCAUUUAGCAGUCACAUGGGCUUAAAUGAACAUCAGUCACAGCUGAUUCACAGCAGGUCGAGGGACAUUAAGUCCAGGAUGGAGGAAAUAAGGCAGAAGAGGCUCAGUCUGCAGGAAUAUGCCAAUCUCAGGCAAAGCCAAGAGUCCUUGAGGUCUAUGUAUCCCCCUCUAGAAAGACCUAAAUUUAUGUCUUCAUUGAGAGGUCCAGACAUGAGGCAGAGCAUGGCAGAGUUAGACUCAAAUGCACAAAAUGGUCGUAACGUAGAAUCAGCCAACCACAAACUCAGUGAGCCAGACAAGGAAGGCGACAAGCAGACGUACGACGGGUAUGAGCCUCUUUCCGGGACAAUACCAGCUGCUGACUUAGAUAUGAAAUUGAGCGAUCCAUCGCUCAGGCUCUCUCAUUUGCAUUCCAGCAAUCUCAGUAUCCAGCACCCAAGAGCGAUGGAGUCUUUGAUUGAGAUCCCUGAAGAAAAAGAGGGUUCAAAUACUCGCAUCAACAGUUCAGAGUCAGCUGCACUCAACAAUAGAUGUGAGGAAAUUUGCAAAGACGAAAUAGCUGUUCCAAAGGAGAACUCUGUGAAAUCUAGCUCACCUGCAGAAUCACAAUUUCAGGAUCAAGCCAGAGGAAGUCAGGGCUCAAUAUGUAAGGUGGCCGACAGAUUAGACUCAGCUGCUCCAAAAGAAGGGAAAAAAUCAUCUAACGAAGUGAAAAGUAUUCCAAAGAUUUUAAACAUAUCUGCGGUAUCUCAGCAUGCAGUGGAAGCUAAGAGUAGUCAUACGGAAAAGCAGCAAGAGGAGCCAACGCUUCAGAGGAAGAAUUCCAUGAGAAUGAAAGUACAAGCGAUGUUUUCAUCAGAUGAAAAGAAAGCAUCCAGAAAAGAGGUGAAGUCUCUCCAAAGAAAGGCGUCAAUGAGAUCUCAUAAUCCCUCAGGAUCAAACCAACCCCUCAGGGCAGACCUUUCACAGGUAUCUGCUGCAGAGCAAACAACUAAGAAAGGUCAAUCGCCAAGCAUCUCCAGGUCGCAGAACUCUGUCAGUAAUCCAACAGAGACUGAGAAGCAUAAAUCUGCAUUCUCAAGAUUAUCUCCUCACCGUUCGAGCAAAAAAAAGACAAACCUUGCAGAAGAGCAGGAUCGAAGCCCAAAGAGCACUCCAGACGACGAGGGACCCACGGUCUUUCAAACCAGGCGAGAGAAAGCCUACAGCCGAUACGAGUAUUUGCUUAGCACCGAAAGUAUUCCUCUGGAUAAAUCGAUGAGGACGGCAAGCGUGAAUCCUUCAGACAAAGACAAAAGCUCUUCCCUGAACAGGGAUGACUCUGGCUAUCAUAUGCAUCAGACACAAAGUGGCACGGACAACAAACUGGGGCGAUUCAUGCAGCGGGUAGGAAAUCUCAUAGGCAAGAAUAAGUAG
Messenger RNA from Xiphias gladius (swordfish), 2829 nucleotides. Its product is annotated as protein FAM83B-like. NCBI's taxonomy places the organism in Eukaryota, Metazoa, Chordata, Actinopteri, Istiophoriformes, Xiphiidae. Gene Ontology annotation, cellular component: cytoplasm; membrane. The record is from RefSeq and is a predicted model, not a curated record. Gene Ontology annotation, biological process: epidermal growth factor receptor signaling pathway.